Messenger RNA from Poeciliopsis prolifica (blackstripe livebearer), 438 nucleotides. Its product is annotated as transmembrane protein 272-like. The transcript has 3 exons. The coding region runs from base 1 to 438 and encodes 145 amino acids. The record is from RefSeq and is a predicted model, not a curated record. NCBI's taxonomy places the organism in Eukaryota, Metazoa, Chordata, Actinopteri, Cyprinodontiformes, Poeciliidae.
AUGCAGGUCGUCUUCACCGUGACUCGAGUGACCAUCGGUCUUGUGUAUUUCCAGGACUGUCCUCAGCAGCCGAACAUCCCUAAAUAUCUUUUGGGGAUAGCUCUGUUCCCCCUGCUGGCUGCACUUAUGACGAAAGAUGCUGCCCGACCACAAGAGCAUCCCAGUUGCCUCAAGGCCUCUUUGCAGUGCUUCCUGUGCCUGUUCAUGUUUGUUUGGCUCAUAUUAGGUGCCGUGUGGGUUUUCGCCGUCUACCAGCCAAACUACGACCCCUCCGCCGCUGAUGGCCUGUACUGUAACAAAACGCUGUACACGUUUGCUUUCUGGAACGCCGUACUGGAGACUUUUGGGUUUGUCGUCAUCCUGGCUAAACUCUGCAAAGGACUGGUGUGUUAUGUGAACUUGAGUCCAGUGGACGCAGAUUUUUACAGGAAUGUCUGA